AUGUUUCCUGCGGCUCCCAGAGUGAUCACUUUGCUGAGUGGUCGCAAAAAUGAGAUCUCUUCAUCGGGAGCCUCUUGUGAACUUCUCAAUUCCUUGAAGUCCCUCCACAAACAUGUUGAGAGCCAGCAGCUGCCCCAAGAAUUCAAUGGGUCUCUUCCCUAUUGCCAUCAGGACUGGCUGCGCUUCCAAAUGCGUCUGGAGCACUUGCUCUAUGGGUGCCAAAGGGCUUGUCUGUUCCUCAAAGAGGCCAUACAAGCAGUGGAGUCCAGCAGAUGGCCAGAGAAACCUGAGGACGCUCGUGCCUUGUUGAAGAGCUAUAGGCAAAUGAUGAAGACAGUUCUGGAUGACGCAAGGCUGGCCAGGUUGCAGCUGGAGGGGGGGGCGCUCCUGACACGCCUCCAGAAGGAAGAAUCCUGUGUCGUCAUGUCCGAGGACUACAGAGAUGCUGUGAAGAUGGCCAGCACUCUUUACAACCAAGUGGAUGAAGGAAUCCACCAGUUGGUGCUGGUUUCAAACAAGCGCAUCCAAGCUCUGGAACUGGUUAUGGAAUUUGAAGUUGUGGAACAACACUUUCAAGAGAUCUGCAGCUGGAUCAAGAAUGUUGGCGAAAUGCGCCUCCUAGAGCUGAACACCCUGGACAAUUCUCUGGAUGGCCUGCUUCAAGCCCAAAGGCAGUUCCAGGAUUUUGCACUUGUGGCAAAUGAACACUGCCAGAAGGGAUGGGAAGCUCUGAGGAAGUGGGACGGGGGCAGGAAUCUGUUCACCGUGCAACGACCUGCAGGCUGCGGAGUCAAGCUGCAAGUGUACAGAAACCAGCUCCAGGGAUUCUGCAGACAGUUGGAGGCCAGCAGGAGCCGGAUAGAGCAAGCAGUUGACUUCUGUGGAUUCUUGGAACAGGCUAACACAUGGGCAGUGGAGGGGAUGCAGUUCCUUUCCAGCAUCAGCGUGGAGGACUGUUCUGAUGCUGUUGCGUGUCUGCAAAACUACAAGCAGCAGCACCCAGGUAUUAGCGAUGCCCAAUUCCAAAAGAUGAAAGAGCUGGCCUGUCUGCUGCCAAGCAGUGAUCCUCUAAAGAAGUGGCAGCUUGUCCGGUCCAAGUGCCAAAAGACAAAGCUUGGCUUGGAUAUGAAGCUAGAAGCUGCCCUGAGGAUCUGGCGACCUCUGGGUCCUCCUGACUUGAAGCCCUCAGAAGAGGGAGAGUUCAGCUUGGCCAGUCAAGACAAGAGGAAUGCUCAGGCUGAAGCUUCCAACAUGGCACCUCUACCUGAAAAGCCUAGUCAACUUUCUGGAUGGACUGGGAGCAAAAUGAUGGACACUUACAAUGAGGCUGGACAGGGCCUGCUCCAGGUUGCUUGCGGCCACUUGUGUAGCCUUGCUGUUGACAUACCUAAGCCAUCGUGCAGUGUCUGUGAUGAAAGAGCCAUUCUGGAAGCCCCAGAGGCAGCCCCUUCCUCUAGGCAGCUCUUUUGCAAAAGGAGAUGGAGGAAGGCCCAGAGUUUUGACCUCCCCUGCUUAGAGGGCCGUCAGACGCUGGGUGACCCAGGUCACUGCGGCAGCACCAGUGUCUUGAAUAAAGGCUUGGAAUUCAGCAGCACUGAGUUUGUGGAUGGACCCUAUAAAGACCAGCAGUGCCUUGGCCCAGCAAGGUCUUCUGCAUUCAGUCUGCAAGAGGAGCAGAGAAACAGGGGCAUUGUACCAGAGACAAGAAGCUGGAGCAGCAAACCACAGCAUAUCAUGGGAGAGAUGGUGAUGACAGAGCAGGAGUACGUGCGAUCUUUGCACUACAUCCUUGACAACUAUUUCCCUGAAAUGGAGCGGAUGGACCUGCCUCAAGACCUGAGGGGGAAGCGAAGCGUCAUUUUUGGAAACUUGGAGAAGAUAUACAACUUCCACAGCCAGUAUUUCCAGCGAGAAUUAGAGCACUGUUGCAGCCAUCCUCUGCGAGUCAGCCAUUGCUUCCUGAGACAUAAAGACCAGUUUGGGAUGUAUGCCUUGUAUAGUAAAAACAAGCCCAAGUCUGACUCAUUGCUGGCCAGUCAUGGGAACGCUUUCUUCAGGGUCAAGCAGAUGCAGCUGGGAGAUAAGAUGGACCUGGCCUCCUACCUCCUGAAACCCAUCCAGCGCAUGAGCAAGUAUGUUCUCCUCCUCAAAGACCUCAUCAGAAAGUGUGGGAAGGCACAAGAGCAGGAUCUGGCUUACCUGCAAGCAGCUGAGGAGAUGGUGCGCUUCCAGUUGCGGCAUGGCAAUGACCUCUUGGCCAUGGAUGCCAUCCGGGACUGUGAUGUGAACCUCAAGGAACAGGGACAGCUGAUGCGCCAGGAUGAGUUCAGCAUUUCUCUGGGCCGAAGGAAGUGCCAGCGCCACGUCUUCCUCUUUGAGGAUCUGAUCCUCUUCAGCAAGCCUAAGCGAGUUGAGGGGGGCCUAGAUGUCUACAUCUACAAGCGUUCCUUUAAGACAGCAGAAAUUGGCCUGACAGAGAACUCCGGGGACAGCGGCCUGCGUUUUGAGAUUUGGUUUAGAAGGCGGAAAUCAAGUGAUACCUACAUCUUGCAAGCCAGCAACCCAGAGACCAAGCAGGCCUGGACAAAUGAUAUCACCAGGAUCCUAUGGGAACAAGCUGCACGCAAUAAAGAAAUCCGCAUGCAGGAGCUGUUGUCUAUGGGCGUCGGGAACAAGCCUUUCUUGGACAUCAAGCCUAGCAAGGCUGCAAUCCAUGACCGUGCCAUUGAUUACAUUAUGAAAGGCAGAGGAGCCAGGACUCGGGCUUCCGUUGCCGUGUCCCUGUUCGACCAUGGCAAUCUUUACAAGAGAUCUCCAGCUCCUCUGUCUGCUGGCACCCCAUCUUCCUGCUCAGUGAUUGGGCCUCUCAACCUACACAUGUACCUGGAUCAGACCUUGCUGCCAACUGUGCUGCCCACCAACCUUCCUUUAAGGGCUGGAGUCUACAUUGAGGAAGAUGAGAUGGAAAACGAGACAAGCAGUCAGCCCUCCAUGACAACUGAGAGCUCCGAGUCCUCUCAGGGCAUGCCUGAGAGUGGCUCCAGUAGCUCUGAUGGCUGCGUUUCCAACUUUUGUGAAAAUUGGAGAUCCCCGCUCACCACUGCAGCAGACUUUUCGUUAACCUCCUCGGAUGGGGAGAAAGUCUGUUUCCCCAAGAACCAGUAUAUUUCAGCGGUUUGAACGCAGACUCUGAUGUUCCCAAAAAGCCAGAAAAGAAGGAACCUCCCUGAUGGCUGGGCAGGCCUGUCAUCAUUCUGACCCUUGGAUGCGAUGAUGGCACCUUAUCCUUUUGAUGAGCUCUACUGAAGGGAAGAGGGUCAAGCCCACCUCUUCUGAUCGUCUCGGCUAGUACAGGGGAGCAGCAGCAGCAGAGAAAGUGGGGUUAAUGGGGUUGCCAGAGCAGGAACCAAGGGGUCACUGGACUGGGGGGGAGGUCGGUAGUGUGGAGAAGAGCUCUGUGCCUGUGCAAGCAAGAGAAGGGUCCAAGGGCUCGCUGCCUUGCUUUGUUUCCACAGCUGACCAAUUUAGUUUCAUACACUGUUUGUUUUUAGUAAUUGUAGACAUGCAGAAGGAAACAAAAGAAAACCUAGACAUAGACAACCAUUUUUGUAUGUUGAACCUCGUAAUCUAGCUUUCUUGCUUGUUUUGUUCUUACUAAUUAUUUCAGUAGGUGAUUCCACAGAACGCUAAGUACCAAGUCUUCCUGGUCACUUAUCUUGCUGUCAGGGAAAAAAGCAGCUUGUAUUUCUGAUUGGCAGAACAAGGUGUCUGUCAUUCUCAUGAGGAAAGGUUCAUUUCCUGCCUGGAGCAACCUCUCAGCUCUUGCAUCUAUUUCUUUGAGUCUGGAGCUUUGGGGGGUUUCUGUGAUCCUCUAGUUGAUGCGAGUCAGUAAAGGCACCUCUGAUUCUUGGACCUUUCUGCUAGUCUGGCUGAUUUUGAGAGUUCAGUUAAUGUGAACAUUUUUAGACAGAGUUGUUUUGUUUGGUGAGCAGACAGAACUCUAGGAGGCAGCUACAGAUCUCUGCUGUAGCCCAUCUCUAGCUUUACAUUUCCCGUGCACUUCCUUUCUUUCUUGUUAACCACAUUUUUGUUCCAUUCAACAUGCUGUGAAUACAGCUUUUAUUUUAAUAAGUUUAUUUAAGAAUUGACAUUUUCACUUUCUAUAGACUGGGUAUUACAGCUAUUUGGUGCAAUAUAGUAUGGAGAACCUCUAUACAGGAUUAAUUUAGGAACAUCUGAGUAUUUUCUUCUUAAUCUAUUGCUGGCUUUUAUAGGGAGUUGGUUACUAAGAAACUGAAGAAAGCUGAGACUAAAUUUUGCAGGAACACAGCAUCUCACAAAUAUUUCUGGAACUCCUCAGUUUUGGUUAUUUUUUAAUUAUUGUUACUGCUGGAAAUAAAGUCCUAAUAUAUGCU
Molecule: messenger RNA, 4415 nt
Organism: Python bivittatus (Burmese python)
Lineage: Eukaryota; Metazoa; Chordata; Lepidosauria; Squamata; Pythonidae
Source: RefSeq, a predicted model, not a curated record